GAGGGGUGGGGCUGGAAAAGCGGCGGCGGCGGCGGCAGCAGGUUAAUGCGGGGAGCUGGACGGGAGGGAACCUGCCUGAGGGCGGGAAAAGAGACGCCUGAAGCUCCAGCAAAGGGCGCUGAAGUCGGCUGGGGAGAGAGGGCGGAGUUCGGCGAGAGGGCAGAGGAAGCGCCUGCCUGCUUGGAAGAAAGCCCCGCUGAGCUCAGGACUUGCCGCUUCAGGCGUGCAUAGAGCGACGGCCGGGGUGGAGAGGGCACUAUCGAGCGGGCAUCAGGGUUGCUGCCAGCCCUGAUGCAGGACUGGCCUGGAGUCGCUAGAAAGCGGCGUCAACCUCCACGUGCCUGUUGGCAACAAUCCGGGACGGGGGAUAUUUUAAUGGCUUGAUAUGGGCAGCGGGGUGGAGGGACACUCAGGAAUAGCUUCUGUCAUCGUUGGCAUCCUUAAGUGGGCUGAAGGGGAGGAACUUGUACUUGUGUUUGAGAAUGGAAGGGGAAAAUAGGGCCAGACCUGGCAGCGCGGGGGAGCUGGUGGUCCCUUUGGGCCAGACGCAGCCUACCUGUGUGUGUGUGUGUGUGCGCGCGCGCGCGCACACAUAACUGGCCUGUUUUUGCGGCUUGCUGAGAAUGCAGAUCCAGAUGUGGUGUCAAGUAGCUGGCGGUGUGGGUCAUAAGAAUAUUGGAUCGGACGUUUCCAAGACAGGCUGUCUUGGCCAACGUGUGAGGAGGGAGAGGACAGCGGAGACAAAGGGAAGGGACUGCCAAAGUGGAGAAAGUUCACCAGUUUCACCAACUGUGAAGGCAGGAAAACAAAGUACAGAAAAAAAGAGAGACUUCAGUGGUAUUGAGAGCAAAUUUGCAUUAAGGACAGCUGGGAUACCUGAUGAAGACACCUGUUAUAUUGUUCCUGGCCAAGAGACAAGUGUGGCAAAAUGCAACUUCAAUCACACCAGUAAAACCUUUAUGGUGAUCCAUGGAUGGACGGUGACUGGCAUGUAUGAGAGCUGGGUUCCUAAGCUGGUAAAGGCACUGUAUAAGAGGGAACCUCACUCUAAUGUCAUUGUUGUUGACUGGCUAGCUCGAGCCAGCCUGCAUUAUCCAAUAUCUGCUAAGAAGACAGAGGUGGUUGGAAAAGAUGUUGCCAUGUUUGUUGACUGGAUGGAGGAUCAGUUCAGUUACUCCUUGGACAAGCUUCAUUUGCUGGGAUACAGCCUUGGUGCCCAUGCUGCUGGCAUUGCUGGAAGUCUGACCACUAACAAAAUUAAUAGAAUUACAGGGCUAGAUCCUGCUGGACCUAACUUUGAAUAUGCUGAAGAAUCCCACCGCCUUUCCCCAGAUGAUGCUACCUUUGUUGAUGUUGUACACACUUUCAUCAGAGGGUCCCCAGAUCUCAGUAUUGGGAUACAGAAGCCUGUUGGGCAUAUUGAUCUCUAUCCUAAUGGAGGUGAUUUCCAACCAGGUUGCAGUAUAGUAGAAACCCUGCAGUCUCUGUUCACAGAAAAAGGAAUUCAAAAUGCAGAUCAUUUGGUGAAAUGCUCUCAUGAACGUUCCAUCCACCUCUUCAUUGAUUCCCUCUUGUAUGAAGAAAAACCAAUUAUGGCAUACCGGUGCAACUCUAAAGAAACAUUUAAUAGGGGGCUCUGCUUGAGCUGCAGAAAGAACCGCUGUAACAAUUUAGGCUAUAAAGCCAACAAAUUGAGAACAAAGAGGAACGCCAAAAUGUUUUUGAAGACUCGAGCUCAAAUGCCUUAUAAAGUCUUUCAUUACCAAGUCAAGAUCCACUUUUUUGGAAAAGUGGAUGUGACCAGGACAAAUGAGCCAUUCCGUAUCUCUCUGUAUGGCACAAAAACGGAAAGCGGGGACAUUGCAUUCGUACUUCCUGAGGUCUCCACAAACAAGACCCAUUCCUUCCUGAUAUGCACAGAGGUGGAUAUCGGAGACCUGCUCAUUGUCAAACUACUAUGGGAGCAAGACUCUCUUUUCAGUUUGAAAAAUUGGUGGAGCACACCUGAAUUUGGCAUCCAGAGAAUCCGAGUCAAGGCUGGAGAAACUCAGAAAAAAUUGGUGUUCUGCUCUCGGGAUGGAUUCUCUCAUCUCCAAAAAGGGAAUGGAGCUGCAGAAUUUGUAAGAUGCCCUGGGAAAAAACCUAACAAUGAGAAUUCAAGGCAAAUCACAAAAGAAAAAUGGCACUUGAGCUCUUUGAAGGAUGAAAAGUGAAUGCAGAAGUUCAGUUCUGGGAAAGCAAUCUCCAGCAUGCUGCUGUUCAGGACUGAAUGGAUCAGAAUACGUAUCAACUACUUGUAAUACCAUCAGCUGCCUUAGAUACAAUAGAAAACCUUCGCUCUGAUGUAGCUGUGUUGUACCAGAAUGUGGCUGGGGAUGUUCAUUCAGUUGAGAAGUUAUGCAAUGAGGAUGGAUGGCAUCAAAAUGCUCAUCCAGCUUGAUUUCUGAUUCAGCAAGUGUGUGGAAGACUGCUUUCAUAUGUAGAUCUCUUUUUUCUGGAUCAGGGCACUCUUGUAUAAGCGCACAAAAAGAAUACAACAGCCAAGUAGGGUUUAAAAACUAAGCAAGAAACCUCUCACAAAUGGUGACCUCUUAGUGGGAACAAGCUGCAAUAAUUCUGUUUCUACUGCCACCUUGUAACAAAGUUUCUUGAUUUUAAAAGCUUAUUGUGUAUAAAAACUACUAGUAUUUAUUUGAAAGCAGCAUAUUGCCAAUCUGUUUGAGUUGUGUUUAAGCUCAUGAGAGGUUUUUUAAAAAAAAACCAACACUGGACAUUUUGCUGUGCAAUGUCCAUUUAGCUGAAUUAUGAGGGUGGGUUUUUUGGCAUUAUUUACUGCUUGGAUUUCAGUUGAGACUGGGCAAUAGAUGGACUUCUCAGAAUCAUCUGAGUGAUUCUCACUGAUAGAAUCAAAUGUCUGUAAGAAGCUUCUUGCCUAGACUACAAAAGGACUGAAUAAAGAGAGAUAAGUGGGGUGGCUUUCUGUUGACUUCAAAAGAUGGCGGGGUAAAUUCCUUUAUAGGCAAUACCUACCUAGACUUAGGUAUAACCUCUUAAUCUAUACUGUCUUUUUAUAUGGCAAUACAUUUUCUAAAGGAGGAUAAGUUAGCAUUUUAAGUAUCCUAUACUACUGUUUUAAACAAGAAUAAAAUGCAUUUCUAUAAAACCAUAUGUUUCAAAGUAACCACCACUUAAAAGGAGCAGUAGUCUACAAAGACUACAGGAACAUUCUUUCCCAUGCUUUGACAUUGAUAGUGGAACUGAUGCAAAACUACUCUUUGAAGAACUGGUACCUCACCAUGGACAGUUCUGGUACCUCACCAUGGACAGUUCUACUUUUCUUUCUGGUACUGAUAAUCCUAAUUUUGUGAAUGGAAUUUGUACUGAUUGCUCAACUGUGAGAAAAGUGGCAGUACAUGCAAUCAUAUUAUUCAUCUGAAGUAAUGCAAACUUCAACAACAUGCAGUAUUGAACACUCUUUGAGAAUAUGUGCAAACAUAACACACUUUGAGCCGGAAAAAGUGUUCCCUCUAAUUUUGGUCACCAGUGAGCAGAAAGAGUUUUGUUCUGGGCGACACUAUCAAGACAGUGUGCACACAUAACUCUCACACACCCCGCCCCAGGAAUUUAAAUUCCCAAGUCCCCCUGAAAUAAUUAAUGUGGAAUUAAUUUAAUUGUUUAAUUAAAGUUAAACAAUAACUUUUUUUACCCCACCUCCAGUCUCUCUGGGGCUGCGGGGUGGGGGAGCUGCCAACCAUCCUCCCCCUGCCCCCAGGCCACUGCCACCCAUACUCCUCCCUUUGUUCUCUGGCUAGAGGAGGAGGCCGAGGCCUGGCCGGAGGGGAGGAGGGGAGGGCGGCGCAGCAGCCUGCCCGGAGAGAGGGGGAAAUGGGGCAAUGCAUCCCUUCCUGGCCAGGGAAAUGGGGUGCCAGGCAGUUGAGUAGCGGCAGGCACAGCAGAGCUUGCACGCCCACCAGAAAUGGCUGUGUGGGGGCCCGGUGGUUGGUGCAUGCACCUUAGAGGGAAACCUGGUCAGAAAGCCAUGAACACAUGCAAGAACUAUAAAACAAAAUUAUAAUUUAAUGAGUAUUCAUUCAUUUUCAUUUUUCCUCCGAGGAACUCAGAGCAGUGUUCAUGCUUACUUUUAUCCUCACAACAACCCUGUGAGGUAGAUUAGGCUGAGAGUUGUGGCUGGCCCAGAGUCACCUAAUGAGUAUCAUGGUUGAAUGGGGAUUUGAACUCAGAUCUUCACGGCCCAAUCCAACACACUAACCACUACACUAUGCUGGUUCAUUCACAUUCUCAAAAUUAUUCACUAGUCUUAAUGUUGCCAAUUCUGAGUUUUUGGAAAGCAACACAAUUCUGGUUUUUAAUACAUUUUACACUUGAGCAACAGAAGCCAUAUUUGUUUAAUAACAUUGUGAUGAUGAAACAAGCAUGCCUCAGUUGAUACAUGAAUUGACAUCCCAGCAGUUUGUUUGAUGGCUGACACUCAUAUUUAUUGUUUGAGCAAAAUGCUGUUAAAAAUAAUUUUUGUCUUCCUAUAGAAUCAAAUGCAAUCUCCUAAGAAAAACCAAUAUAAUUCAAGGGAAUCUCCAUUGUUUAAAAAAACAAACAAAAAACUAUGGAUUAGGUGGGAUACUUUUGAGUGUAAUAACUGAACACUGAAGGCAGCCUAUAAAUGUAGUCCAUAGAGUUUUUUGUCUUCUCAAAGUUCGUCCAGUUACAAUUUCCUGAAGAGUGUUUUGGAAGAGCAUGUGUUGUGAGAUGCACUUAAUACAGGAUCAAAUUAACACCUACAGCACUUGAUCACCAAAAAAGCAAGCAUACGACUUGGCUAAAUAAUAUUUACACUAUUUAGUAAACAUAACUAUUUAUUAUCUGUAAAAUACAUGUGUAUAUAUGUGCGUGUAAAGGUUAGUUUGUAUAUACUGCUGACAUUAUCAGGCCUAUAUGCAUUUAUACAAUUGUGUGGCAUAAUUUUUGUAAAUAGCUUUCAACAUGAGGAUUUAUCAAUCAAAUAUAUAUAUAUAUAGAUAUAUAUCGUAUGCUACAGUGCUCGGCUUCCCCCCCCUAAUGCGUCUCUAUUUUGUAUACAUUGAAAUGUGCAGCAUAUUAAAAGUGACACGCUAAUGUGGAAUAA
Molecule: messenger RNA, 5140 nt
Organism: Hemicordylus capensis (graceful crag lizard)
Lineage: Eukaryota; Metazoa; Chordata; Lepidosauria; Squamata; Cordylidae
Gene: LPL
Product: lipoprotein lipase
Exons: 10
Coding region: 624-2213 (529 amino acids)
Biological process (GO): lipid metabolic process
Molecular function (GO): lipoprotein lipase activity; apolipoprotein binding
Source: RefSeq, a predicted model, not a curated record